AUGGGCUCUUCACAUGGGAAUGGGGAGGCGGAGUCGUUGCUGGGCCCAAUAAUGAUCGCAGGGAUCAUCAACUCGUUCGUUUACGGUGUGUCUUUGCUCCAAGUUAUCCAGUACUACUGGGCCAGGCAUAAAGAUCCCUGGCUUAUGCGGGUCUUAGUGUUCUGGAUGUUCGUCGUGGACACCUCCCACACGGCGGCAGUCAUGUAUAUGAUGUAUGCAUAUGGGGUGACCAACUUCAUGAACACGUCCAUUUUGACUGCAACAAUGUGGCCGUUCACUACAACGCCUAUCUGGACCGGUGAAAAUGCCAUCCCGGUCCAGCAUCUUUUUGCCUGGCGCAUCAAAGCUUCUACGCAAUCAUGGGCGGUUUUCGCGGUGAUCUCGUUCCUGUCUCUUGCUGGGGGAGGCCUGGGGCUUGCCAAUGCCAUCGCAGCCCUUAGAAACCCCAGUGUAUAUCACUACAGACAGUCGAUCCCGCUGGGCGACACAUGGAUUGCGGUUUCACUCCUUGACGAUGCGAUUAUUUCAAUAUUGCUGUUCAUUCACUUGAUGAGAAGUCGCGGCAUCACCAGAUCUAACACUGCGACCACUCGUUUCAUUCGCGCUUCUGCGGAGACCACCGCCUAUGCCGUCAUUUUCUGUGUGGCGGAACUCAUUCUCUUCACUGCAUCUCGCGACACUAAUUUCCAUGUCAUGUUCGCUAUUCCGAUGGGUCGACUUUACUCAGCGGCGCUGUUGGCUUCGCUCAACUCGCGCUCGACACUUCGUGACGAGCUCGUCGGUACUGGCCUCGCAUUCAGGUCGGCGGCGGGCAACCGCUUCGAGCUCUCGAUGAAGCCCACGGAGGUCACGAUCGCCGUCGAGCGCGAGAUCCAGAUGGACGACGGGUUCGGCGCGCCGUCCGCGCGGAAGCAGGGUCUGCUCGACUUAGAGCGCAGUGGUUUCAUCUAG
Molecule: messenger RNA, 951 nt
Organism: Sparassis crispa
Lineage: Eukaryota; Fungi; Basidiomycota; Agaricomycetes; Polyporales; Sparassidaceae
Exons: 12
Coding region: 1-951 (316 amino acids)
Source: RefSeq, a predicted model, not a curated record